CAAGUGACCACCGUCGCGCGGCCGCUUCACUUCGCCGGCCAGCAUGCGUCUCGAUCGAGAUCAGCAUGACAUUGAUAUCAUGGAUUAAAUGACAAUGUGAACCAAGCUACAGCUAGGGUGUCUGCAUGUCACCUGUCGCUGCCCAAUCCGAGCAGCUCAAUUGGGGCGGGCGAAAUGAACGCUGUUGGUUUUGUCCCAUCACGCUAAGCCGUCAAAUUGCCUUGUUGAAACAGGCACUCUGAAAAGAGCUGCACACAACACGCUGCAUAGAUUCCCACUUUGUUGAAGAACAAGCUGCUCUCGUGGAGUUGGACCAUGAACGUGAAGCAAGCCCGUAUAAUCCUCGGCUUUCGUCAGCUGUUUUGCCACAGGUCAGCUGGUGCAACAUCGAUUGCUAGUCAGACGAGUGGUGCACGUUACAGGUCAAGCUGCGUCGUGCCAUCAAACAUCCAGGACGUGCACAGCACCCUGCACAGCCGGUGUGGUAGUGGGGGGGGCGGGGCUGGCAAGAGGGACUUGAUUGGCCGCUUUACUCAACGAACAUUUCACCUCACACCAACUUGUCAAAUGGCGCUAGACAGUGGGUCCAGCAAUUCUGUUCCAAAGCUGAAGGACCCAAGCCUCUUGAAAGACCUUGGCUUGAUUGGGGGCAAAUGGGUGGGAGCGCAUGAUGGCAAAACAAUGCCGGUGCACAACCCCGCCACUGGGGAGGUGGUGGCGGAGGUGCCGCUCAUGGGCGCCCAGGAGACCGCCGAGGCUAUUGCAGCUGCAGACGAAGCAUUCCAGACCUGGAGCAAAACCACCGCCAAGCACCGCAGCCAGCUGCUGAAGAAAUGGUACGACCUGAUGCUGGCAAACAAGGAGGACCUGGCGGUGCUCAUGACAGUGGAGCAAGGGAAGCCGCUGGCAGAGGCACGCGGCGAGAUAGAGUACGGUGCUUCGUUUGUGGAGUGGUUUGCAGAGGAAGCAAAGCGCAUGUACGGGGAUGUCAUCCCUGCCGCACGCCCCGACAACCGCAUCCUGGUGCUCAAGCAGCCGGUGGGCGUGAUUGCGGCGAUAACACCCUGGAAUUUCCCAGUGGCCAUGGCGACCAGAAAGCUCGCCCCCGCUCUAGCGGCUGGCUGCACGGCGGUGCUGAAGCCUGCGGAGCUGACUCCGCUGUCGGCGACGGCGGUGGCAGAGCUGGCGCUGCGGGCGGGCAUCCCGGCGGGGGUGAUCAACAUCGUCAUGGGGGACGCCAAGAGUAUCGGGGAGACGCUGCUCAAGAGCAAAGAGGUACGCAAGCUGACGUUCACGGGGUCCACCGCUGUGGGCAAGCUGCUCAUGAAGGGGGCCGCCGACACCGUCAAGAAGAUCUCGCUGGAGCUGGGCGGCAACGCGCCCUUCAUCGUGUUCGACGACGCGGACGUGGCGCUCGCCGCCAAGGGCGCUCUGACCACCAAGUACCGCAACAUGGGCCAGACCUGCGUAUGUGCCAACCGGCUGCUCGUGCAGGAAGGCGUGUACGACGAGUUCGCUGCCGCGUUCGCCGCGGAGGUGGCGGCGCUGCGGGUGGGCAACGGGCUGGAGGCGGGCGUGACGCAGGGCCCGCUCAUCGACGAGCGCGCGGUGCAGAAGAUCGAGGGCCACGUGGAGGAGGCGCUGGCCAAAGGCGCGCGGCUGGCCGCGGGGGGCAAGCGGCACGCGGCGGGGCCGCUCUUCUACGAGCCGACCAUCCUGCUGGACGCCACGCCCGACAUGCUCGCCACCAGGGAGGAAAACUUUGGGCCGGUGGCGCCCAUCAUGAAGUUCAAAACAGAGGAGGAGGCAAUCCGGAUAGCAAAUGACACUGAGUACGGCCUGGCGGCCUACUUCUACACGGGCAGCCUGACGCGCGGUUGGCGCGUGGCGGAGGCGCUGCAGUACGGCAUGGUGGGCCUCAACGAGAGCAACAUCUCCACGGAGGCCGCGCCCUUCGGCGGCAUCAAGCAGUCGGGCCUCGGCCGGGAGGGCUCCAAGUACGGCAUCGACGAGUACCUCGAGAUGAAGUACGUGAUGCUGGGCAACAUCAGGACGUGAGGACAGAUCGGGUCUGCACGAGAAACACGAGGAGGCAACAGCCCGUUGGUGCGGACAGCGGGAAUCGUAUGCCGUGGAGGCUGCUCAAUGAAAGCUGGUGCACGCAAAGGACGACGGUUCCGAGGUCGAUCCGCCAGGACGGACACAAACGACCGUUGUGGACAGCGUGUUGCGAUGAGCAAUCUGCACAGACGCAGAAGGAUCACAAGGGUGCAGUGUGCAUGUACAGGGCAAUGAGGCCCCUGUCCAUGUCGAUGAUGGUAAGUACACAUUGGUUCCCAGAUCUGCUUACAGAAGCUCAUGAGCAUCACGAUAGCUUCUCUGAGACAACCCCUUGCUCGCUAGCAGCAUGUUGAUGCUGACUCGUAAGAAAUGACGUUGGCUGGAUGCUGCCAUGUGAAACUUCGGAAUCAGAAUUAUCAGAGU
Klebsormidium nitens is the source of this 2484-nucleotide messenger RNA. NCBI's taxonomy places the organism in Eukaryota, Viridiplantae, Streptophyta, Klebsormidiophyceae, Klebsormidiales, Klebsormidiaceae. The record is from the annotation of a GenBank genome assembly.